Nerophis ophidion (straightnose pipefish) is the source of this 1309-nucleotide messenger RNA. RefSeq names its product nucleoredoxin-like. Gene Ontology annotation, molecular function: thioredoxin-disulfide reductase (NADPH) activity. The transcript has 8 exons. NCBI's taxonomy places the organism in Eukaryota, Metazoa, Chordata, Actinopteri, Syngnathiformes, Syngnathidae. The record is from RefSeq and is a predicted model, not a curated record. Bases 1 to 1026 code for a protein of 341 amino acids.
AUGGCCGUGGUCUUGCAGGGACUUUGUCCUCUCAGAGUGGAUCUGGCGGUUGGUGGAGGACAAGCCAGGAGGAAAAUGAAGCUGUGGAACAAGUACAAGGUCACCAGUAUCCCCUCCCUGGUGUUCGUGGAUACCUCCACAGGGAAGGUGGUGUGUCGGAACGGUUUACUGGUGGUUAGAGACGACCCCAAAGGCCUGGAGUUCCCCUGGGGGCCGAAGCCGUUUGCAGAGGUGGUGGCGGGGCCUCUGCUCAGGAACAACAACAGGCAGACGACAGACACCAGCAGUCUGGAGGGCCACUACGUGGGAGUCUACUUCUCUGCACACUGGUGCCCACCCUGCCGCAGUUUGACCCGUGUCUUGGUGGACUCGUAUCGCACGGUGAAAGAGUCGGGUCAAAAGUUUGAGAUAGUGUUCGUCAGCGCCGACAGGUCCGAAGAGUCUUUCAAGCAGUACUUCAGUGAAAUGCCCUGGUUGGCAGUGCCGUAUUCAGACGAGGCUCGACGAUCACGACUCAACAGGCUUUAUGGGAUUCAAGGUAUCCCCACCCUGAUCCUGUUGGACGCGGAGGGUCACAUGAUCACACGACAAGGCCGGGUGGAGGUGCUAAACGACCCGGAAUGCCGUCUCUUCCCCUGGCACCCUCGGCCCGUGCUGGAGCUCAGCGAGUCCAACGCCGCACAGCUCCAUGACGGGCCCUGUCUCGUCCUGUUUGUGGACGCCGAGGAGGCAGGCGAGCUGGAGCCGGCCAAGCAGCUGAUCCAACCUCUCGCUGAGAAGCUGAUGGCCAAGUACAAAGAACAGGAGGAAGAGACGCCAUUGCUCUUCUUCGUGGCCGGAGAGGACGACAUGAGUGACUCUCUGCGGGACUACACCAACCUGCCGGAGGCCGCACCGCUGCUCACCAUACUUGACAUGUCAGCCCGGGCCAAGUACGUCCGUGACGUGGAGGAAAUCACGCCGGCGGUGGUGGAGAAGUUUGUUGGCGACUUUCUGGCCGAGAAGCUGAAACCAGAGCCGAUCUGAAUCCCAGAAGUCCAAAUAUGAAGACGAUAGUGGACUUGAUUCUUCAUCAUCAUCAUCCUCCUUCACUUUUUUAUUGACUUUUUAGCUCUUUUCUUUGCCUCCAUGGAGUCUCUCCUCCUGUGGUGCCUUGCAUUGACUACACUCCCUACAGUAAUAUAUUCAUGCCCCGCCCACUCCAUGACAUCAUCACUUCUGGAUUCUGGAGCCCAGCGGACCUACUUACUCAUUUCUAUUUUGCCUUCUGGCACUUGGACUUUCAACAAGGAAUAAAGUGAUUGCAGCA